AUGUCCGUGAUUGUCAUGGGCCUUGCCCCUCGUUCUCUGGCCGGGCUCCAGCAGAAGGUCCUCGAGGUCAUCUCCCCCAAGUACCCAGGCUCAGAUACUCUUCGUGCUGCCAUUCUCCAACUCAAGGCGGGCUUCAAAGAACACGAGUUCGGCAUGGUGCUUCCCCUGAAGCUGUUCAUUGGGCAUUCCGCCUCGAUAAAAUCAAAAGACCACCGAUACCGUGACAUGUCGUCUAUGAAAUUAUUAAGACAAAAGACGAACAAUACAUGA
This is a messenger RNA of Clonostachys rhizophaga, 270 nucleotides long. The record is from the annotation of a GenBank genome assembly. NCBI's taxonomy places the organism in Eukaryota, Fungi, Ascomycota, Sordariomycetes, Hypocreales, Bionectriaceae.